AUGUCAUCAUCAUCUUCUUCCAAUCCCAUCGUCCUCUCCCCAUAUACUCCAUCCGAACUCCUCCAAUACAUCGUCACUCACCACAGAUACCCAACCACGAUCCUCAUCGGCUGGCCCAAGCACACAUUCAUCGAAGCUCUCACCGAGGACGUCAGCCUGCAGCUCUAUCUCCAAGCGCAAGCAGCAGCAGAUAGUAACGAAAAUACUACUAAAAAAAUAGAAGAAGACUAUUCAUCGACCAAACCACCUCAAAUCCACCCUCUACAGCGCAAAACCCUCCUCCAAACCGCCGUCUCACGCCACAUCCGCCUCUUAUUCGUCCCCAGCAGCACUCAUCUCCGUGCAUUCCUCGGUACUUUUUCCGCCUCAGAUUCCAAGAUUCCACCUCCACCACCAUCAUCAUCAUCGCCAAACAAGAAUGAUUCUGGCCCGCCAAUGCUCAUUGUCUACGGCCUCUUGGAAAUCCACCGCGACAGCGUCGAGUGGUCGGCUCAAGGCAUCGGCACCACGGCAACCUACCUUAUUGAGGCUGCUGCGAGAAACUCCUUCAGAGCAGCCGUGGUAGAACCAAGAGGGGCAAUGGGAUUUGAAGCUCUGAACGAAUUUCUAGAGGAAAAGUUGCCCGUUUUAAGCGGCACUGCUAUGAAGAGUGAUGAACCGUGGAGUGGACGCACAGUUGCUGUGAGAAGAGUGCUCGCUCGAUGGUUUGAGUUUGAGCGGCAGGACAAGGGAUGA
Messenger RNA from Trichoderma gamsii, 735 nucleotides. RefSeq lists its product as hypothetical. The record is from RefSeq and is a predicted model, not a curated record. The coding region runs from base 1 to 735 and encodes 244 amino acids. Lineage: Eukaryota; Fungi; Ascomycota; Sordariomycetes; Hypocreales; Hypocreaceae. The transcript has a single exon.